This is a messenger RNA of Tachysurus fulvidraco (yellow catfish), 3531 nucleotides long. RefSeq names its product alpha-1,3-mannosyl-glycoprotein 4-beta-N-acetylglucosaminyltransferase C. The transcript has 6 exons. The record is from RefSeq and is a predicted model, not a curated record. Gene Ontology annotation, molecular function: acetylglucosaminyltransferase activity. Gene Ontology annotation, biological process: protein N-linked glycosylation. NCBI's taxonomy places the organism in Eukaryota, Metazoa, Chordata, Actinopteri, Siluriformes, Bagridae. The coding region runs from base 418 to 1770 and encodes 450 amino acids.
UGUCAGAGAGAGAGAGAGAGAGAGAGAGAGAGAGAGUCUAACGCAGCAGUUUAUUAGCGUGAACGCACGCGGAACUGAAUGAGUGCGCGCGAGCUUUUCCCUGAUAAACAGAUCAUUUUACACAAGCGUGACAAUUGCAAUAAACGGAACGAGGACAUGUGGAGGACAUGUGGACAUGAGGACCACCUUAUGCCUUAAAACGAAGCUCCGGAGUUUAUGACGAAUUUAUUUUAGAUGACUGUGAGUUUUUACUCAGCAGGAAGGGGCAGAGCUCGAGCGCUGUGUUACACGGGCAGACAGAAAAAAAAAAAAAUCAGCUCAUGCAACAGGUCAAAAACACCAAGCACAGUCUGAAUCGAUGGACCUGACUUUUAACAGCAGAAGGUGUGAAGCCUGCUGACUAAAGACUUUUUCAGGAUGAGAUGUCAUAUGAAAAAGGUUGUACAGGCACUCGUUGGUCUGCUCAUCUUUACCUGCUUUUAUAUCUCCUUGAGAAGAACAAAAGAGGCAGAAGAAGAAAUAGAACCCGUGGAUGCGGCCUGGAUUAUAGGAAACUACAGCAGUGAAAAAUGCUCUCAGGAGCCUCUGAAAAACAUCAUGUGUCUCAGAUCUUCGGUUCGAGUGUUAGCAGGAGAUAUUCAGCCUGAGCAAAGGUAUCUCACCGUAGGCCUCUCCUCUGUCAAGAGAGAGAAAGAGAAUUAUCUCUUACAAACUCUUCAUUCCAUCUUCAAUCAGUCAUCAGAGGAGGAGCUUUCUGAGAUGGUGGUGGUGGUUCUUCUGGCUGAUUUUGACCUGAAAUGGGUUCAAGAAAUGCUCAGCAGCAUAAAUAAGCUUUUUCCUAAAAGAUUGAUCCAGGGUCAGCUUCUGGUAAUUCAUGCUGAUGAGGAAAACUACCCUCCCCUGACAGGUCUGAAAAGGAAUUUUAAUGAUGCUCCAGAUCGCGUGACCUUUCGUUCAAAGCAGAAUGUAGACUACGCCUUCCUGGUGGACUUCAGUGCCAGGCUUUCAAAGUAUUACCUCAUGCUGGAGGAUGACGUGAGUUGCUCUAAAGGAUUUCUGUCCUCUAUUCGGGGUCACAUUUAUUCAAAAGGAUCUUCUCCGUGGGUGACUCUUGAGUUCUCUAAGCUGGGAUACAUUGGGAAAUUGUAUCACUCCAAAGAUAUCUCUCGUCUGGCUCACUUUCUAUUUCUGUUUUACCAGGAAAUGCCUUGUGACUUUCUCCUGUCGCACUUCCGCACUUUGUUAAUGCAGGACAAGGUCAUCCGCUUUAGCCCGUCCCUCUUCCAGCACAUGGGAACGUAUUCAUCUUUUCGUGCAAGGCACAAUAAACUCAAAGAUGACGAGUUCCAUGAUAAUCCUGCUGAUAACCCUCCAGCCUCUGUUUACACUGACAUCAAAGUUUUUAAAGACCACACACCAGACAAAGCCUACAGUCAAGGAAUGAACUAUUUCUGGGGCAUGGCCCCUAUAAACAUAGGGCAGGUCUUUAUGGUUGCUUUUGAGAAACCUGUCAUCCUCUCACGUAUUGUGAUUCAGACAGGGAAGGAUGGGAUCGACGUUCUUCAGUCUGCUGUCGUGGAGCUCUGUAAAACGUUUCUGGUAACAACCAGUGGAGCCCAGUGCACCGAAAAUCACAGUUUAGGCGUACUGAAAGACGGACAAUUUGACCAGGUGGUGAACAGAUCAGUAUCAUAUUUAAAUAUCAGAGUAACUGCAAAUCAGAGUAAUUGGGUGAUCAUAAGAAAUAUCCAGGUCUGGUUAAAAAAGUGAAGUCGGAAGACGUUUACCGUUAUGAAACAGGAAUAUAAGGUCGGAUCUUACAUUCAAGAACGCUGUUUUAUUUGCUUGGUUACGAUAAAAGUCGCUGUUUGAAAAGCGGAACAACGAGCAUCGACGAUCUGGGAGACCAAAGAAAGGUUAAAAAUUUGCCUCAUUCCAUGAAUUUGGAAACAGUCGUGAGUUAAAUCAGGACCAAACAUGUGCUGUAGCAUCUAAUGGGAGCAGAUUUACAAUUUGAUAUCACAGAAUUUUACUAAUAAGCUAUAGUAAAAGGUACGGUUACAUAGCAUAGGAUUUAUAAGGUGUUGUGGAGGGAAAGUAGGUUGAAAUGAGCCACAACUCCUAUCAGCCUACAUAUUUGGUGACAGGAAAAGGAUCUGCACAAUGUAUGUAUGAAAAGUGCUUUCAGGUUUAAUGUUACGGGUUGCGCUGGAAAAAGCGUCAAGAAACUGUAGAGCGUUUCGCCGAGGUAAACGAUAGCAAUGCCAAUGGCGCUGUUUUUAUAUGUAAAGCAGUCAAAAACAACAGGAACAGGCGAACAUAGGACACUGAGCAGGAUGUGAUCGAAUAAAUGUGAGAAGGAUUUUUGUUUGCUCGACUCUGAGGCGUAUUAUUAUUAUUAGGUUACUGUAAACUUACUGUGGUUUCGGUGCUUUCUUAGUGAAAAGGGAGAGGAAUAUUUGUUUUAAUAAUGCAGCCUGUGUUUGGUGAAAUCUGAGGAAGGCACAAUGACCUCAGCAUGCGUGACAUCCUUGAGUAACUAGCAAUCACUACAACAAUUCCAGCUUAUCUCUGAGCAAAAGACAAAGCAAAGCAAAGUUCUUGGAUUCUUUUCCAUGUGCUUUUUUCAGGAUGCGCUUUUAGUUGUUUUUUUUAACGGGUUGCUCUUAGCAUGAAGGAACUUCUACCAACUUAACAACAUGAUGUUCUGUCAUUAACUCAAGCUGCUAGUCGCAUAUAAAUAGACUUUAUAUCCUCAGCCGUGUUUUGACGGAAUGAGGUUUUACCGUCAGCCGACCGCUCUAGGAACAGAAAUGCUAUUUUAUGCACUCAUGGAUAGUUUUCUAUGCAAAACUAACGGUUUCAUUUUAAGUUUAAGUUUUAUGAAGGAACCAGUGAUAUUAGGGGAUUAUAUUGGGGUGGUGGAGGCUCAACUGGUGGCUCUGGGUUGUUGAUCGGAGGAUCGGGGUUCAAGGCACAGCACAGCCAAGCUGCCACUGCUGGGCCCUUGAGCAAGGCCCUCAACCCUUCCUGCUCCAAGGGCGUUGUAUCAUAGCUGCCCCUGCACUCUGACCCCAACCUCCUCAGUUGGGGUAUGUGAAGAAAAGGAUUCCACUGUGCUGUAAUGUAUAUGUGGCGAUAAUAAAGGCUUUUAUGCCCCCCUUCUCCUCUUAAACACCAAUGCAGUUAACAACAAAGGACAAGAAUGUUGAACACUGCCAAGGUUAGAGAGGUUGGGUUAUUCCAGGAGGAGACUAUCGAAGAGGAUAUGUAUUAAUGUUCAAGCAUCUUUCUUAACAUGCUGAAAAAAUGUCAUAGACACUGGCAGGAAGGAGAGUUUUUGUUUCUUGUAACAUUGACAAGAAGAAUGUGGAAAAAGCAGGAGACAAUGUUGUCCUCUCAGGGAUCAGUGGGGUUUACAACACAAACUUUAUCCUAUGCCUUAAACUACUGGACAGUCUCUAAAUAGGUCUCUUACAUUUAUAAAAUAACUCUGGGGAUUUCUGUGGUUCUAAUAAACACUGUGCUAUA